Messenger RNA from Hippocampus zosterae (dwarf seahorse), 1672 nucleotides. RefSeq names its product serpin peptidase inhibitor, clade H (heat shock protein 47), member 1a (gene serpinh1a). Gene Ontology annotation, cellular component: endoplasmic reticulum. Gene Ontology annotation, biological process: collagen fibril organization; negative regulation of endopeptidase activity. Gene Ontology annotation, molecular function: serine-type endopeptidase inhibitor activity. The record is from RefSeq and is a predicted model, not a curated record. Bases 223 to 1452 code for a protein of 409 amino acids. The transcript has 5 exons. NCBI's taxonomy places the organism in Eukaryota, Metazoa, Chordata, Actinopteri, Syngnathiformes, Syngnathidae.
CGGGACAUUUUGGAAACCAGACUCCAGUGCAGAGAUUUUUGUUCACUGAAAACUGAGCUAGAAUCCCUCCAACUCUUUCACAAAAGUCUGCCCUUCCGGCAUCAGAACAAAAACCCAUACACCAUUUAAAACAGUCCAAGUUGCAUUUGGAAACAGAUUUGGAACAAGCAGUGGAAUUCUUCAAAAGGCCUAAUAAGGUUAUCACUAAAUAUAUUCUUCACCAUGUGGCAAAACGUGGUCGCUCUGGCCCUCCUGGCUACGGCAGCAUCAGCUGCCACGGCUGCUUCUGCUGACAAAGUGCUGAGUCAACACGCCACCACGCUGGCUGACAACAGUGCCAACUUGGCUCUCAGUCUUUACCAAGACAUGGUGAAGGAGAAGAAUAUAGAAAAUAUCCUUAUUUCUCCUGUGGUGGUGGCUUCCUCACUGGGUCUCGUGGCUCUUGGGGGAAAAGCCACGACGGCAUCUCAGGUCAAAACUGUUCUGAAUGCGGCCAAAGUGCCAGACGAGCAGCUGCAUUCUGGCUUGGCUGAACUCCUGACUGAGGUGAGCGACCCCAAGACGCGUAACGUCACCUGGAAGAUAAGCAACCGCCUGUAUGGACCCAGCACUGUCAACUUUGUGGACGCCUUUGUGAAGAGCAGCAAAAAGCUUUACAAUUUCGACCAAUCCAAAAUGAAUUUCAAAGAUAAGAAAAGUUCUCUCAAUGCCAUCAAUGAAUGGGCUGCGAAAUCCACUGAUGGUAAAGUCCCUGAGGUCGUAAAGGAUAUCGAAAAGACUGAUGGAGCCAUGAUAAUCAACGCUAUGUUUUUCAAACCACACUGGGAUGAGGAGUUCCAUCACAAGAUGGUUGACAACCGUGGAUUCAUGGCCUCCCACAGCUACACUGUCUCGAUAGAGAUGAUGCACCGCACAGGUUUAUAUGACUUCUAUGACGACGCAACCAAUAAGCUGUCAAUUCUGGGCAUGCCAUUGGCUCAUAAGAAGUCUAGUUUGGUCUUCAUCAUGCCCCAUCAGGUGGAAAAUUUGGACAGAGUUGAGAAGGUGUUGAACAAGAAACAGCUGGAUAUUUGGCUAAGUAAGCUACAGCAGACAGCGGUGGCUUUGUCUCUGCCCAAAGUCAGCAUGGAAGUCAGCCACAACUUGCAGAAACAUCUUGAGAAGUUAGGCCUGACAGAGGCGGGGAACAAAUCCAAAGCGGACCUGUCCAACAUGUCUGGGAAAAAAGACCUCUACUUGGCCAAUGUCUUCCAUGCGGCGACGAUUGAGCUGUCCACAGAAGGAAAUGAGAUGAACACGACCAUAUUUAGCAGUGACGAGCUCAAGUCGCCCAAACUGUUCUACGUCGACCAUCCUUUCAUCUUCUUGGUGAAGGACCAGAAGACAAACUCCAUCCUAUUUAUUGGCAGGAUGGUCAGGCCAAAGGGUGAAAAGAUGAGAGAUGAAUUAUAACCACAUCCUCACCUUUUGUGUGUGUGUGUGUGUGUGUGGGUGUGUGUGUGCAUGACUGAGGGAGAGAGUGUGUGUGAGAGAGAAUAUGUUCGUUAGUUAUAUAAGUGCAUUCCUGUCACACACUGAUACCAUUCCACAAGCAUCUGAAUAGUUAAUGUGUCUUAGUUCACAGCAUUCAUUCAGGCUGUAGCAUUUGGUUUAAUGCUGUAAAAUGACAAAC